This is a messenger RNA of Dama dama (fallow deer), 4232 nucleotides long. RefSeq names its product Rac/Cdc42 guanine nucleotide exchange factor 6 (gene ARHGEF6). The coding region runs from base 7 to 2409 and encodes 800 amino acids. Gene Ontology annotation, biological process: intracellular signal transduction. NCBI's taxonomy places the organism in Eukaryota, Metazoa, Chordata, Mammalia, Artiodactyla, Cervidae. The transcript is spliced from 22 exons. Gene Ontology annotation, molecular function: protein binding; guanyl-nucleotide exchange factor activity. The record is from RefSeq and is a predicted model, not a curated record.
CAGCAGAUGCAAUCGCGGAUGUGGCUUAGUCCUUGCAGCUGCCCCAGAGAGGUGCUCGGGAGCGUUCAGUCUGCAGUAAUGAAUCCAGAAGAGCGCGUCGUGACCUGGCUCAUAUCCUUGGGAGUAUUAGAUUCCCCCAAAAAGACCAUCUGUGAUCCGGAGGAGUUCUUGAAGUCCUCGUUGAAAAAUGGGGUAGUGCUGUGCAAACUGAUCAACAGACUAAGGCCUGGCUCUGUAGAAAAGUACUGUCUGGAGCCCCAGACUGAAGCUGACUGCACCAACAACAUCAAUGACUUCCUGAAAGGAUGUGCAGCCCUUCAAGUGGAGAUAUUUGAUCCUGAUGACCUUUAUGCAGGGGUCAAUUUCUCCAAGGUUCUGAACACUCUUUUAGCUGUCAACAAAGCAACAGAAGAUCAGCUCUCAGAAAGGCCAUGUGGACGUUCCUCUUCUCUUAGCGCUGCUAAUAGUUCUCAGACAAACCCACAGGGAGCAGUUUCUAGCACAGCUCCAGGACUGCAAAGGCAGUCAAAGCCAGUGGAGAUGACAGAAAAUGGAAGUCACCAGUUGAUAGUAAAGGCAAGAUUCAACUUUAAGCAGACUAAUGAAGAUGAGCUGUCUGUCUGUAAAGGGGACAUCAUUUACGUCACUAGAGUUGAAGAAGGAGGCUGGUGGGAAGGCACAUUAAAUGGGAGAACGGGCUGGUUCCCUAGUAAUUAUGUCCGAGAAAUUAAAUCCAGUGAGAGACCUCUCUCCCCCAAGGCUGUCAAAGGAUUUGAAGCGACUCCACUUACCAAGAAUUAUUAUACUGUGGUGUUACAGAAUAUCUUGGACACUGAAAAAGAUUAUGCUAAAGAACUUCAAUCUCUUCUUGUUACUUACUUAAGACCCCUGCAGUCCAAUAACAAUCUGAGUACUGUGGAGUUUACAUCUUUAUUGGGAAACUUCGAGGAAGUAUGCACAUUUCAACAGACGCUCUGCCAAGCCUUGGAAGAAUGUUCAAAGUUUCCAGAAAACCAACACAAAGUAGGUGGUUGUCUUCUGAGCCUCAUGCCUCAUUUUAAAUCUAUGUAUCUGGCUUACUGUGCAAAUCAUCCUUCAGCUGUAAAUGUGCUCACCCAGCACAGUGAUGAUCUGGAACGAUUUAUGGAAAAUCAAGGUGCGUCCAGUCCAGGUAUCCUCAUUUUAACAACAAGCCUCAGCAAACCUUUCAUGCGACUGGAAAAGUAUGUUACACUCUUGCAAGAGUUGGAACGGCAUAUGGAGGAUACGCAUCCAGAUCACCAGGAUAUUCUGAAAGCAAUCAUAGCAUUCAAAACUCUCAUGGGGCAGUGCCAAGAUCUCAGAAAGAGAAAACAGCUGGAGCUGCAGAUCCUUUCGGAACCUAUUCAGGCAUGGGAAGGGGAUGAUAUUAAAACCUUGGGGAAUGUGAUCUUUAUGUCACAAGUCAUGGUGCAGUGUGGAACAAGUGAGGAAAAAGAGGAGCGGUACCUCAUGUUAUUUUCAAGUGUUUUGAUAAUGUUAUCUGCAAGUCCUCGGAUGAGUGGCUUUAUUUAUCAGGGAAAAAUACCAAUAGCAGGAAUGGUGGUGACUAGAUUAGAUGAAAUUGAAGGGAAUGACUCCACAUUCGAAAUCACAGGUAACAUAGUAGAGAGAAUUGUGGUCCACUGCAGCAACAACCAGGACUUCCAGGAUUGGCUGGAGCAUCUGUACAGGCUGAUCAGAGGACCUGCCUCUUGCAGUUCAUUAUCGAAAACAUCAUCAUCAUCUUGUAGUGCUCACUCCUCUUUUAGCUCUACUGGACAGCCCCGAGGACCCUUGGAGCCUCCUCAAAUUAUAAAACCGUGGAGCUUAAGUUGUCUACGACCUGCACCUCCACUUAGACCAUCAGCAGCACUAGGUUAUAAAGAGAGGAUGUCUUAUAUCUUAAAGGAGUCUAGUAAAAGCCCCAAAACGAUGAAGAAGUUUCUUCAUAAAAGAAAGACCGAAAGAAAACCAUCAGAGGAGGAAUAUGUCAUCCGGAAAAGUACCGCUGCUCUGGAAGAAGAUGCUCAGAUUCUGAAGGUGAUUGAAGCUUACUGUACCAGUGCAAGCUUUCCACAAGGCCAUGCCUCAAGUGCUCGCAAAGAUUCCAUUCCCCAAGUCUUACUCCCCGAGGAGGAGAAACUCAUCGUUGAAGAAACCAGAAGCAACGGCCAGACCAUCAUUGAAGAAAAGAGCCUUGUCGAUACUGUUUAUGCCUUGAAGGAUGAGGUCAAAGAGCUGAAACAGGAGAAUAAAAGAAUGAAGCAGUGCCUGGAGGAAGAGUUGAAAUCAAGAAGGGACCUAGAGAAGCUGGUCCGGAGGCUGCUGAAGCAAACUGAUGAGUGUAUUCGGGCCGAGUCCAGUAGCAAGACCUCCAUUCUCCCAUAACCAUCACUGUGCGGCUGGCAGAGGGUGCCUGUAGGGUGUUGGGAAAUGUCCAGCUGAGUGAUCUGACUCAGUUUGCUCACUUCUCUGGUUUUUAUUUCAUAUCUUUGUGUGUGUGUGUGUGUGUGUGUGUGUGUUUGGACGAGUGUUUGUAGUUGUUUGGUUAUUGGUUGGUUGUUUAUUUUUUUGACAGGAGUAAAAAAGCAAGAGGGGGUGGGAGAAGUCUCCCCAGAGUCUUUUCCAAUAGUAAGCAAAGGGAAGCUAUUGUAGGCAGAUGACUCACAGGGUCUUCAGAUGGCCUUCAACUCAUAGUGCCUCUUUACCAGCCAUUAUCCUUGGGUCACUCUUGUUGGGCUGGCUGCUCUCCCCAAGUGGCUGGCCAUGGCUUAUUAAAUGUGAACUUGACUUUCCCCCUAAUGCUUCCCUCUACCUGGCAGUCCCUCAGUACCUAAUUUACUGAAGGCAACAUUUCUGGAACUCUGACUGGGGAAGGUGAAAGGCAAAUAUGUUUGCCCAGUGAUCCAGCUGCCCUUCCCUGACCCAGCCUGUGCCACCCUCAAUACCCACUUUUUAAAAUGACUACCCUGUGUUAUCUAUAAGACCAAGAAAACUGUAGCACCCUUCCUCCUUUCGUGUUGGUUUAUGUUUCCAUUCUGUGGGGCAGAAGCUCUGGUCACCCACGCCAACACCAAAUCCAUUAGCAGCCUGCACUGGAGUGUCUUCCCCUCAGUAGCCGACUUGCCCAUCUCUUGCCAGUGCAUGCUAGGUUUUGUCCCUGGCCUUCUGCCUUGUGUAGAAGUUUUGUAUUUCCCCAGUGCUUUAAGCCAACCAUCCCAAUCGGUGUGUAAACUGGUUUGUGUGUGCUUUUGCUUUUUUAAAAUGUAAACUGUGAGCAGUUCCUUUUAUCUAUGUCACAUAUUCAAGUUGCAACUUCUCAUCCUUCAGUCUACACUGAGGUGAUGUGGCGCCCUAGCAGACAGCUUUAAUUCCCUUGAUUGUCCUCCCAUGUAUGCUGUGAGAUGCUGUAAUAAUCAUCAGCCUCUUUGAGUAGGACUCUAAGCUUGAUUUGCAGAUUUGUGCUGUUGGGCCAGUUUGUACAGCUGAAAGGAAAGGGCCCCUCUAGUAGCUGUGUGCUGGUUCCUAGCAAAGCUGAUUAUUUGGAACUGGUUUACUCAAGUUGUUCAUCGAAUCAAACCCUUGCUGAGGGUUUCUAAUAUCUGAGAAGUUAGAACUGUGAUAAACCGGGUGUAGAAGACGGUCAUGGCAGGGCAGCACACAUCCAAAUCCAGCACAGUUGAAGUAACAACCUGCCCCUGUCUCUCCCCAAAAGAGGCAAUUUGGCCAGAUGGGGGAGAUCGCUGGAAAGAGAGGUCAAGGACCAAUGGACAGAUCAAAGUUGUCUCCCAGAUACAUUCAGUAGGUACUUAUAACUGUGGGUUUUGCAAAUGUUGUUUAGAAACCAAACUUGAACUCCUCAGCUUGCUAAGCCCUUUUCCUUUUUAGUACGGGGCGGGGGGGGGUGGGUGGGUCUCAACUCCCAUAGCUACCUGUUAUGGGGCUGUUGACUGCUUGCCACACAGCAGAAAUUACAUCAUCCACAGGAAAUGGACUUUUCCUGCAGACCAAUCUCAGCCAACCACACACAGCUGUCUUUGGAAGCUGAAGACUGAAGAAGACUUCUUGGAAUGGCUGUGUUCUGUUUUUAGUCCAAUGAUUUAGACAUGCCAUCCUUCACUUCCAGAUGAAAAACAACAAUAACAACACAGAUCGUAGCAUCUGCCCUGUCUGUGGUUAGUCAAUGGCUUGCUAUAAAUGUGCAAACUAUA